AUGGAAUACUUGACUAGAAGCAUUCAGUGGGCUUCCAGAUCCCCUCUUUUCCGAUAUCAUCCAUUGUGUAAGAGCAUUAAUUUGAUUAAUUUGUGUUUUGCCGAUGACAUUAUUCUGUUUUGCAAAGGCAAUAUUAGGGCUGUUAAUGUUCUUAAGUGUGCUCUUGGGGUUUUUGGUGAGGCUUCUGGGCUUCAAUUAAACUUAAUGAAGUCUUUGAUUUACUUUGGAGGAGUUCCUCUAGAGGAUAAACACGGGAUUUGUCAGCUGUUGAAUCUCACUGAAGGAUCCUUUCCUCUGCAUUACCUAGGGGUCCCUCUUAGACCUACAAAGUGGAAGCACUCGGAUUGUGAGAUCAUUAUUCAAAAAAUUAGAACGAAACUUUUCUCCUGGUCUAGCAAGCACCUUUCUUAUGCAGGUAGACUGCUUCUCAUCCAAUCUGUUCUAUUCGGUUUAUGCAAUUUCUGGAUGAAUGUAUUCAUUCUUCCUCAGAGCAUUAUUAAGGAGGUCGAUAAACUGUGUAGACAGUUCCUUUGGGGGGCUUCGGGGACUCGAAGUAAGCUUCAUUUUGCUUCAUGGCAGCAGGUGUGUCGUCCUAAGGCUUUUGGAGGCCUCGGGCUUAGAGAAAGGUCCAGUUGGAAUAGAGCUUUGUUGGCUAAGUAUAUCUGGGCAGUCACGAAUAAACAGGAUACUUUAUGGGUCAAAUGGGUGCAACACGUCUAUUUGAAGGGGGCUGAUUUUUGGAGCUAUGGGUUGAAGUUGGACACUAGUUGGUACUGGCGGAAACUGUGCCAUCUCAGAAAUAAGUUUAGUAAAAAUGAGGUGUUGGCUGCUGGUUGUUCUGGGAAGUUUAAACCAGCCUUACUCUAUAUCAGUGGUUUAAACCAGGAAAUAGCUGAGUAUAAAAGAACUAUUUGGCAUCGGUCUAUUCUUCCUAAGCAUCGAUUUAUGCUUUGGAUGGUGCUCAAUUCUUACCUUUUGACCAGAGAUAAUCUUGCCAAAGUUCAUAUGCACUUAUCUAGCUUACUGUGUCCGGUUUGUGCUGAUCAUUUGGAGAGCCACCAGCAUCUAUUUUUUGACUGCUGCUUCUCCUUAAAGGUGCUGGAGGUCAUAUUCACCUGGAUUGGUUUCCCUGCUUGGUCCCAUUUGUACUCGGCUUGGACAGUCAAUUUACAUGUUGGGUUUAGUAAUAGUCUUAGUCUCACUUUAAACUUGAUUCUAGCCGCUGUGGUUUAUAGUAUUUGGAGAAAUAGGAAUAGAUGCUUACAUGAAGGUUAUUCUUUGACUGCUUAUUGUAUAGCUAAAGAAAUUAUUACACUAGUGAAGUAUAGAUUGUGUUUGGUUCAUACCAGGACAGAUUCCCCUCAGUUUAAGCUCUUUUUACAGAAGCUUCAAUUGUAUGUAAUGUGA
Molecule: messenger RNA, 1407 nt
Organism: Humulus lupulus (European hop)
Lineage: Eukaryota; Viridiplantae; Streptophyta; Magnoliopsida; Rosales; Cannabaceae
Exons: 1
Coding region: 1-1407 (468 amino acids)
Source: RefSeq, a predicted model, not a curated record